Messenger RNA from Prosopis cineraria, 3587 nucleotides. RefSeq names its product sister chromatid cohesion 1 protein 2-like. The record is from RefSeq and is a predicted model, not a curated record. The transcript is spliced from 23 exons. Gene Ontology annotation, molecular function: protein binding. Bases 1 to 3537 code for a protein of 1178 amino acids. NCBI's taxonomy places the organism in Eukaryota, Viridiplantae, Streptophyta, Magnoliopsida, Fabales, Fabaceae.
AUGAAUACAAAGCAGAACACGUGGUGCGUGGCGAAGCCUUCAGCGAGGGACACAGAACUGAGAUCAAACAUAGAGUACGCGUGCAACAUUUUGAGAGACUGCAAGAUGAUAGAACCAGGAGGGUCAUGCUAUGAACCCAACACAGAUAUGAAUCAUGCUUCUGUGGUCAUGAAUCAGUACUACUUCUCCGAGGGAAGGAACCAUUGGAACUGUGACUUCAGUGGCUCUGGUCUUACUGUUAUAACUGAUCCUAUGGGGAAGAACAGUGAUGCGUUGGAGUAUAUAUUUAUGAUUGCUGCUGCUGCUGCUAGUUCAUGUUGCUCUCGUGUUAGUUUGUGUUCUAGUUCUUCCUUUUUCGAUGACUGUUGUCGGGUUUACUUUUCUCUGUUAAUCAGAAGAUGGUGUGUAGCAAAGCCAGGGACAGAGGAAGCAACGUUGAAAGCAAACAUAGAUUACGUCUGUACGAAACUGGACUGCUCAGAUAUUCAACAGGGAACCGCAUGCUUCAACCCAAACACACUCUGGAGCCAUGCUUCUUUCGCCAUGAACCUCUUCUUUCACAGUUUGGGCCGAUCUCUUGACUGUGACUUCAGAAACUCUGGCCUCCUUGUCCUCACUGAUCCCAGCACCACCCCUUUCCUCUUCUUUAAUUCUAUCUGUCUCUGUCAUAACCUGGAGAUUAAAAAUCUCCUCUUUCACAAUUCAAUUGCAGGUGGCAUCAAGGGGACAAUAAAUGCUGAGAAAACUUGGUGUGUGGCCAAGCCAUCUUCGUCUGAGAAAGUACUGCAAGAAGGCUUGGAUUAUGCGUGUUCCAAAUUGGGUGAAGACUGUGGCAAACUAGGUCCUUGCAAUUAUCCAGAUACAAAGGCUCAUCGUGCCUCCUUCGCCAUGAAUCUUUACUAUCAAUCCCAAGGAAGACAACCUCAAGCCUGCGACUUCAAAACCAGUGCUCUUAUUGCCUCCUCCGAUCCCAGCUACUCUAAAAACUGCAAUUAUCCUGGUGGUGAAGCUGAAAUACCAACCAGAAAAACAUGGUGUGUGGCGAAGCCAGCAACAGAAGACAGUGUGUUGAAAGACAUCAUCAACAGGAUUUGUUCAACUCUAGAUUGUUCUGUAAUAAAGCCGCCAAGUGGUCCUUGUUACAUUCCCAACAAUCUCUGGAACAACGCUUCAGUCGCCAUGAACUUGCUCUACGUCAACUUCCCUGGUCACAAGUGUGACCUCUUCAACGCUGGCCUUCUUGUUGUCGUUGACCCAAGUAGCCGGGGUUCCAACAACCUCGCUGCCAGCGAUGGUCCAAUGCACUGUCAACCUUCCUUCUCUAAUUUCAAUCUCAGAAUUCGAACUCAAGAAUCAGAAGAAGAAGAAGAAGAAGAAGGUUCAGACUUCAGAAUAGGAGACAUGUUCUUCUCACAGUGCCUUCUUUCUCGAAAAGCUCCUUUAGGAACCAUUCGAGUUGCAGCUUACUGCUUCAAAAGGCUCAAGAAAGUUCAAGUCAAAGAAACUGACAUUUCCUUUUCAGUCGACAAAAUUUUGCAAGAUGAAAUCAACGAUCAGACAUAUCGAGUUCUGGCUGCUCUUCUCCUUGGGGUAGUUAGAAUAUAUUCGAAAAAGGUUGAAUAUCUUUUUCAUGAUUGCAAUGAGGUUCUUUUGAAAAUCAAGAAAUUUAGGAUCAAUACAAAGGGGAAUGGACCUAUGGAAACCUUGCGUGCAUCAAUUACUAUACCAGAGAGAUUUGAGCUUGAUACUUUUGAUCUGGAAGUAUCUGAAGAUGUUGGCAGUGGGGGCAACAUUGUUCCACAAGAAGAAAUCACACUUAAAGAUGUGUGGGAAAAUGAGCGAAUUGGACAGUUUUCGCUGGACAAGGAGUUGCAGUUUCAGUCUGAGGAGUUUUCUUGCUCUCUAAAUCUCUGCUCUGCUGCCAACCCAAUGGUAGAAAAAGACUUUCUUCAAUCUCACCAUAUGGACAUCAACUUUGAGCUUACUGGACAAAAUAGUCCAACUAAUUUACAGGAAGGAAAGGAUACAUGCUCUCCAGAUAAACAGGUGAAUUUUGGCACUGAUUUAGCAGUUGAAGUACUCAUGGAGCCUGUGAAUAUGUUAAGUCCAGAUAAACAUAAUGAUGAAGAAAAGACAACAGUAGGUGAAUUGUAUGAAGAUGAAGUCCAAAACAAUAGCAUCGAGAGAAUUCAAUCAUGUGGGAUUUCUCAAGACAACAUACGUGUGUCUUUCCCCCGGGAGGUGGUGCCUGUGGUUCCUUUUGAACCAUUUAAUAAAUCUCAUCUGGUGCUUGAAGUUGAAGAUCGGAUUGAGGCUAGGGGAAACCAAAUGCAUCAGGAAGCUGGGGAAGUUCAUGAGGCAAGGAAUUCAGAAACAAAUGUGGAAUGGAUCAGAGAUGGCCAAUCCUAUCAAGAAGAAGGCACAUUACAUAAUAAAUCUUCAUUUUACAAGGAAAUGCUCAAAGAACACAUUGAAGGGUCUAAUGAAGAUAAUCAUGACAAAAAAAAUUUAGGACCUAAUGAAUAUAUUUCGAUGGAAAGCAAAAAGAUUCAUGCUAUUCCAGCUUCAUCAAUAUUUAUUGAUUUAUCUCCUUGGUUUCAUGAUGCUUCAACUGCAAGACGAAAAAAAGGUGCUACUAUGCCAAAGGAUUUGCUUAUUCCAACACCAGCUGCAAGAGAGGGUGCUUGUUUUACAAGGAAAAGAACAAUUAUUACUGAUGAUGUGACAGUGUUAUCAAAUGAGGCAGUUAAACAAAGCAUAUGCGAUACAAGAGAUUUAAUUUCCAAACGAAGAAAACAUUGUCACACUCUACUCAAAGCACGGAAGGAAUAUCGUGUUUCGACUCUUCCUAAAGGCUUCCAUGACUCUUUGCUUCCUUGUCAUUCAUCAGAGCUCCAAUCUCUGUUCUCCAAAAAGAAAAUGAAGAUAUCAAUGUCCCUUGAAGCUACAAAAACUCCUAGAAAGUUGGAUGAGUUGGAAUCUGAUAUAGUAGCUUCUCCAAAAACUCCUCCUCGGCUCUCAACUAUUCGAUCAGUUGAGGGCCUGAAUGAUGUAACACCUUUAAGUCCACAUGAAAUCUUGAGAAGAGAACAGUCUCUGAGAAAUGAUGACCAACUUAACCUGAUGAAUGAGGAAAAUAAUAACAAUCAUCGUAGUGUGGGAACAUUAAGCUCAUAUGAAGGCUUAGAGGGAGGUCAAUCUUUGAUAAAGGAUGAAGAACAUUACCUGAUGAAUGAGGAUUCAAAUUCAUUUGAAACACGGAAUUCCCAAUCUUGUGCUUGGACUCGACAAACUAGGAAGGUUGCCAUGCACUUGCAGAGAAGGUUUUCAAGUCUCAGGAACCAGAAGGAUGGGGAAGUUAACUUCUCACAAGCUUUUGGUUCAAAAACCAGGAAAGAAUGUGCAAGGCUAUUUUAUGAAAUAUUGGUUUUGACAACUACAGAUUUUGUGGAUGCAAAGCAGCAUGAUGCUUAUGGUGAUAUUUCAAUAAAGAAGCUCCCGAAAUGGGAUGAAACUUUUGGUGUAGAUGCUCUCUAAAAGGGCAGAGAUAAAUAUCAAAGGUUAUAUAUAUACAUAUAUUGUAUGAU